AUGCGGCUCGUUGCCAAGCAGCUCCGCGAGGCGCAACACCACCGCGAUGACCUCGUGCUCCUGGAAGACGAAGAGCACGACGCGUCAGACGAGCUGCAGCAGCUAGAUGUGCGCAUUGCAGAGCUGGAGCAGCGGUUUUCAAACUUCCGCGCUUUCCAGGCAACGCUGCUGCACCGCCCCACACCCGCCUCGACGCCGCCGUCCCUCUCUUCCAUGUCGUCCUCGCUCAUGCAGUCACCGCGCGCCACAUCGGUGAUGGAUCUCGGCGCUGCAAUCUACAGCAGCGCGGCGGCGCAGAUGAGCAGCGGCGUGUACGGCCCAGGUAUCGGCAGCAGCGCUGGCGUUGUCGGCUACACCGGCGGCGGCGAGCAGAGAGGCCCGCUGAUGCAGAGCACUGUGCCAUCGCCUUGGCCCGCCGCGCCAACGAGAGGCCCCCCUUCAGCAGCAGGGGCUACUGGCGCACCACCACCACCACCACCACACGGUGACUGGCCCACCGCCACGACCGAGUACAACAUAAACCGCAGCGACGUCGGCGACGGUGCCCUGGCGCUGCCAGGUCCGUGGGCUUCCAACGUCAGCGGAGGUGCGACGAGCCUCAGCAGUGCCGAAUGCUCGGCCCCCUCAACUCGCAAAGGCUUCUCGUGGGAGGCCUACGAACAGCAGGUAGACCCGGAGGCGCUGUCGCGCGAUGCCCUGUCUCGCACCGCGCAUGUCGAGCUCCCCGUGAACCCCACGCACCAGUAUGGCGGCGAGCGCUUCCCGUGGUCAACGGAGCUGCGGCGCAUGAUGCGCGAGGUAUUUGGCUUGCACGACUACCGCUUCUGCCAGCUCGAGAUCAUGAACGCCUGCAUGGAUGGCCGCGAUGUUUUUGUGCUGCUGCCGACGGGUGGCGGCAAGUCCCUGUGCUACCAGCUUCCUGCGCUGAUGCCCAACCCGGCCCAGGUCACCGUUGUCGUGUCGCCGCUCAUUUCGCUUAUUCAGGAUCAGGUGUACGCGCUGAUCGCGAACGACAUCCCUGCUAUGGCCCUCACCGGGCAGACCAACGACGCUGCUCGCCGCAGCCUCUUCCAAGAAUGGGCCUUCGGCCACGUCGUGCACACGCUCGUGUACGUGACGCCGGAGUACUUUGGCCGCAGCGAUCACUUUGUGGGUACGCUGCAGGGGCUAGCCGACAAGGGGCUGCUCUCCCGCUUUGUGAUUGACGAGGCACACUGCGUGUCGCAGUGGGGUCACGACUUCCGGCCAGACUACCGCAAACUCUCAGUGCUGAAGCGGCAGUUUCCACGCACACCCAUCACGGCGCUGACCGCCACGGCGACGGAUCUCGUGCAGCAGGAUGUUAUCAAGACUCUUGCCCUGCGCGACGCCAUCAUCUUCAAAGGCUCCUUCAACCGAGCCAACCUCAAGUACUCGGUGCAGCACGUUCGAGGCAAGCAGGUGAUCCCAGUUGUUGAGGACCUCGUACUGCACCGAUUCUCGCCGUCGUCGUGCGGCAUUGUGUACUGCCUGUCGCGCAAGGACUGCGAGGAGAUGGCAGCGGCACUCGUACGCAGGGGCAUCAAGGCCUCCUACUACCACUCUGAGGCGGCGUCGAAGAAUGAGCGACAGGAGCGAUGGACGCGUGAUGAGCUGCAGGUGAUUUGCGCCACAAUCGCGUUUGGCAUGGGCAUCAACAAGCCAGAUGUCCGCUACGUCGUGCACGCGGCCAUGCCCAAGUCUAUCGAGGGGUAUUACCAGGAGAGCGGCCGCGCCGGCCGUGACGGUUUGCCGUCGGAGUGCGUUCUGCUGAGCACCACCACAGAUCGACAGCGGCAGGAGCGGCUGAUCCACGGCUCGAAAGACUGGCGCGCGUCGCUCACCUCGCUGCACCGCAUGCUGGCUUACACCCUCAACGACGUCGACUGUCGCCGGCGCCAGCAGCUGCACCACUUUGGUGAGCAGGUGGACGUUCAUUUUUGCCUUACACAGCGGGCUGCCGCUGGCGGUGGUGUGGGGCCGCCGCUACCACCGGCAUCGGCCGCAUCAGUGUCUGCCGUCACGCAGCUGUGUGAUAACUGCGCCAGCAAGCUGGCCGAGGGCUGGACGGUGAAGGAGGUGGACGUGGGCAACAUUCUGCUUGAUCUGUACGCCAUUAUCCUGCGUCUUGGCGCGAUGACGUCGAAGCAGCUGAUCGGCGUGUACCGUGGUUCUGUCUCGGAAAUGGGGCGCGCCGUCGAGACGCGCAUGCGCGUGAAGGGAACCCCGGCGGAGUACAAGAGCGGCGCCAAGCACCCCAAGGCACUUCUGGACCGCACGCUGCUCGAGGGGAUGCAGCUCGGGCUCUUCGAGGAGCGACUGGACAGCAUCAAUGACUUCGCCGUGUGCGCCUUUGUAGAGCUUGGCGGCACCCCAGCAGCUCAGCAGCUGCACCGCGACAUCAAGGCUGGGCACCGCGUCAUAACACUGCGCCUGCGAGACGUGAAGGCCCGUAGCAGCAAAGGAGAUGCGAGCUUCGGCGCUGUGGCCAGUGCUGUUUCGGGCGCCACCGCCAAGGACGACAUGCCGCUCGUCGAGCUGUUUGACGGUGCCCAACGACAGGCGGCCGUGGGCGGCGGUCGCGGUACACGGACUUCGGCGGCUGCGCCAGAAGAGAAGAAGCGCAAGCCCAAGACGAAGAAGGGGCGCCGCGGCAGCAAGUACGUGCUGGACGAGGCGGACGGCAGCACUGAUGACGACGAAGGGGCGAUCUCAUCCAUCGAGGAAGACUCUGCAAUGUCGACCAGCAUGGCGUCCUUCAUCGACGAUGAGAGCAGCAGCAUCGCUACCCCAUCCUGCAUCUCCAGCGUGACGACGCCGCAACGCGAUGGGACCGGGGCAUCAGAAGCAACUACUGGUCGCCCACAGCGCACGUCAUCGACGACCGGGUCGCAGGACGGCGUCCUCUCGACGCUGUCGGAGGAUAUCCAAGGCCAUCCGCAAGUGCAUCAGCCGCCGCGGAAGCGCACUCGCGGUGAUGCGGCCGACCAGCGAGCGGCCGUAGCGCAGAGGGGCCUUGGCGGCGCUGCUACUGCUGCGGCUCCGGCGUCGACCGUCCCUGCGGCGCGGCUGGAGCGCCUGAAAGCGCUCUUGCAGGAGGAGAUGGAUCGGCUCGUGCAGACCCUUGUGAGUCAGGCGGUGGGGUGUCGAAGUUACAACGUGAUGCCCAAGAGCACAAUCCUGCGGCUGACCGAGACGCUCGCCAUCCCCGGCUGGGGCAGCGUCGGCGACCUCAUCGACCUCGAGGGAAUGGGCAAGAACAAGGUGAAGCGGUACGGCGCCGACAUCCUGCGGGUGUACCGGCAUUUCCGCUACAUCCACAUAGGCGAUGUCGAGGAGCUGUCGGAGGCAGAGGUGGCGGAGGUGAAGGAUAUGAAGACGGUGGUGCGGCCGCGCAAUCGCCUCGGCCGUGCAAACGCCUCCGCUGGCGAGUUGAUCGUUGAGCAUGACGGGGAGGAGGAGCGCAGCGGUGAUGGCGACCGGCUAGCGCGCACGUCCGCGUCUGGUUUUGUGGACGGGAUCGACAUCGAAGCGGCAGCGAUGGCUGGCUGUGCAACGCAUCAGCAGGCGCAGCGCCCGAUACUCCUGGACCCAGCCACCCCCGAGAAGGCGCGAGCAUCGGUGUCUUCGGCCGCUGGCACCCCAUCACGCGAUGGCGGUAGUGGUGUGGCACUGCCAGGCACCCUCGGUGACCAGCCGCGGCAGCGACGCACGAUGUUCACCUUUUCAUUCACCACAGGCGCCGCUCCAUCGGCGGUGCCCAUCAGCAUCGGCUCCAGAUCAUCCUCCCCACGGCUGUCUCUUCAGGGCCACGAGGGGUGCGCAGCUGCACCACCACUACCACCGCUAGCAGAUCCCGCUGCCACAGUGAACCGUGUCGCGGACAGCAACGACCAGCUCACGUGCGAUCCAUCGGUGGCCAAUGCACACGGCAGCACACCUAUGAUUGUUGCCACCGCUGUAGCAGCCGCUCUGCCGCCGCACGAGUCGCAUCCUCAUCAGCCUCCCAUGCCGCAGUUCUCCGCGCCUCUAUUUCCGGAGCCGCCUGCAUGGCAGACGCCUGCCGCUGCCGCCGCUGCUUCUGGUGUGCCAUCAUCCGGCACGCCCGCGCCGCUGCUGCUGCCCCACAACAGCACCGCCGACAGAAAUGUCCAUCUGUUCUCUCCCAGCGCACCCUCCUUUGCAUCUGCCUCGGCGCUCCUGGGCGGCGCUGGGCUUCCCAUGGCUCAGCGACCGUGCCCACAAGUGCCCCAGGAGCCGUCCACGAUGAUGACGCAGGCGGUGCCUUCUGAUGCCGUGAAGGGUGGUGACCCUAGCCUGGCAGACACACUCCGAGGAAGUGGUCAGACCGGCGCCGCCCACGCCGCCGAGAGCAGCGAGCUACUGAUCGGGAGUAGCCCUAUUCCCACGCAGCAACAGCGGCUACGUCACACACACUUCAACGGCCAGGGCGCACCGCAAACGCUCAGUGGAGGCGGCGUAGAGAUUGGGGAGGAGCAGCAGAGUAGUAGCGGCGUGGUGCUGCUUGGCGCCGAUGGACUUACUCAAGGGGCCUCGAUGCCGCCCGCGUCUAAGGCGGGCCGCGGGCACGACGCACCCCCGCAUGCGGACAAUGACAUGCACAGCGUCGAGUACUUGAUGGACCUCUGCAAUGACGCCCGGCUCCGCACACCGCUGAGCGGGCAGCCUUCUGGCUCGGCGACUCGUGGCGGUGGGGGGCCCUCUCGAACCACGAUGCCAGCGCCAGCACGCGCCGCGGUUUAUUCCACCGACGCGGUUACGAAGAACGCCAAUCAUCCUGUGAGUCAUGCACUUCCCUGCCCCACAGCGGGCGGAAGGCCGCUCGGCAGUGGGUCGACGUUGUCCUCGUCCUGUGCCGAGGAGUCCAUCUCCUUCUCAGAGCGGCCACUAUUUCAGAGCAGCAGGCCAGAAUUCACCCCACAACCGCGGCUGCAGACGCACGAGGGUGGUGCGGCAGCAGGUGGCGAUAAUGACGCUGGCCGCGACAGGCAAGAGGUCUUCACUGUCGAUGAUGACUCGGAGUGA
Leishmania mexicana MHOM/GT/2001/U1103 is the source of this 5064-nucleotide messenger RNA. RefSeq names its product putative ATP-dependent DEAD/H DNA helicase recQ. Gene Ontology annotation, cellular component: nucleus; chromosome; cytoplasm. NCBI's taxonomy places the organism in Eukaryota, Euglenozoa, Kinetoplastea, Trypanosomatida, Trypanosomatidae. The record is from RefSeq and is a predicted model, not a curated record. Bases 1 to 5064 code for a protein of 1687 amino acids. Gene Ontology annotation, biological process: double-strand break repair via homologous recombination. The transcript has a single exon. Gene Ontology annotation, molecular function: nucleic acid binding; ATP binding; 3'-5' DNA helicase activity.